Miniopterus natalensis is the source of this 5746-nucleotide messenger RNA. It is a transcript of the gene PER2, whose product is annotated as period circadian regulator 2. Gene Ontology annotation, molecular function: transcription cis-regulatory region binding; transcription corepressor binding. Gene Ontology annotation, cellular component: cytoplasm; nucleus. Lineage: Eukaryota; Metazoa; Chordata; Mammalia; Chiroptera; Miniopteridae. The record is from RefSeq and is a predicted model, not a curated record. Gene Ontology annotation, biological process: entrainment of circadian clock by photoperiod; negative regulation of transcription by RNA polymerase II; circadian regulation of gene expression.
CAACUCUCUCGUUUGCCAGCUUCCUUCAGGAGCCAACAUGAAUGAAUUCACUGGAUUUGCCCCCAACCCCAGUAGCCCCACCAAGGAGCCCAUGGAGCCCACGCCCAGGGGUGUCCCGCCCCAGGAGGACGUUGACAUGAGCAGUGGCUCCAGUGGAAAUGAGACCAACGAGAACUGCUCCACGGGGCGGGACUCGCAGGGCAGCGACUGCGACGACUGCGGCAAGGAGCUGGGGAUGCUGGUGGAGCCGCCCGGCCCCCGGGAGAGUCCAAGUGCCUACAGCCUGAUGCUGGCCAAGUCCGAGCACCACCCAUCUACCAGUGGCUGCAGCAGCGAGCAGUCCGCCAAAGCCGACGCUCACAGGGAGCUGAUCAGGACGCUCAGGGAGCUGAAGGUGCACCUGCCCGCCGAGCGGAAGGCCAAGGGCAAGGCCAGCACGCUGGCCACGCUCAAGUACGCCCUGCGCAGCGUGAGGCAGGUGAAAGCCAACGAGGAGUAUUUCCAGCUGCUCCUGUCCAGCGAGCAGCAGAGCUGUGGCGCCGGCGUGCCCUCCUACACCCUCGAGCAGAUCCAGAGCGCCACCUCCGAGGUCGUUGUGAAGAGCACGGACAUGUUCGCCGCGGCUGUGUCCCUGGUCACCGGGAGAAUCCUGUACAUCUCCAGCCAAGUGGUCUCCAUCUUCCGCUGUAAGGAAGACACCUUUCUUGAUGCCAAGUUCGUGGAGUUCUUGGCACCCCACGACGUGAGUGUGUUCCACAGCUGCACCACACCACACAAGCUCCCGCCCUGGAGUGUCUGCAGUGGGGCAGAUUCUUUCACUCAAGAAUGCAUGGAAGAGAAAUCUUUCUUCUGCCGUGUUAGCGCCGGGAAGGCCCACGAGAACGAGACCCGCUACCACCCGUUCCGCAUGACGCCGUACCUGGUCAGGGUGCCGGAGCGGCAGGGCGCCGGGAGCCAGCUGUGCUGCCUGCUGCUGGCGGAGAGGGUGCACUCCGGCUACGAAGCCCCUAGAAUUCCUCCAGAAAAGAGAAUUUUUACGACCACACACACCCCCAACUGUUUGUUCCAGGACGUGGAUGAGAGAGCCGUCCCCCUCCUGGGCUACCUACCUCAGGACCUGAUCGAGACCCCAGUGCUCCUGCAGCUCCACCCCAGCGACCGGCCCCUCAUGCUCGCCAUCCACAAAAAGAUCGUGCAGUCCAGCGGGCAGCCCUUCGACUAUUCGCCCCUUCGGUUCCGCGCCCGGAACGGGGAGUACGUCACGCUGGACACCAGCUGGUCCAGCUUCAUCAACCCCUGGAGCAGGAAGAUCUCCUUCAUCAUCGGGCGGCACAGAGUCAGAGUGGGCCCUUUGAACGAGGAUGUGUUCGCUCAGCCGUGCGUGGAGGAGCAGCAGCCCCUGCACCCCAGCAUCCCGGAGCUCACGGAGCAGAUCCACCGGCUGCUGCUGCAGCCCGUGCCCCACGGCGGUUCCAGCGGCUACGGGAGCAUGGGCAGCAACGGGUCCCGCGAGCACCUCAUGAGCCAGACCUCCUCCAGCGACGGCACCGGCCACGAGGACGCCCGCAGGAGAGCCGAAAUUUCUAAAAAUGGUAACAAAGUCAAAACCAAAAGUCAUCAUUCCGAUGAAUCUGGAGAACAGAAGAGAAAAUCUGCUACAGAAACGCAAAGUAGUUCCCGUGCUCACCUGACAGCCGCCCAGGCCUCAGAGGACAGCUCGGGCGCCAGCCCGCCCUUGGCCGCCUUCCCAGAGGAGCUGGCCUGCAGGAACCCUCCGGCUGGCUCCUACCAGCAGAUCAGCUGCCUGGACGGCGUCAUCAGGUACCUGGAGAGCUGCGGUGAGGCGACCACCCUGAAGAGGAAGUGUGAAUUCCCUGUCCACGCCUCCACACAGAAGGCCAGUGACAAGCGGAAGGCCACAGGCACCCCCAGGCCGCCUCCUGCAGAGGCCGUGGUGCCCCCCGGAGUGAACACACGUGCGGACGUCAGCGCGCGCUUGACUCCGCUGCGGCUGCCGGGCAAGGCGGAGAGCGUGGUGUCCCUCCCCAGCCAGUGCAGCUACAGCAGCACCAUCGUGCACGUGGGCGACAAGAAGCCGCAGCCGGAGCUGGAGACAGUGGAUGACCCCGCGAGUGGGCCCGAGUCCCUGGACUGUGGCCUUGGCCAGGAGAAGGAGCCCUUGAGGAGGCUGGGCCUCACCAAGGAGGUGCUGGCCGCCCACACCCAGCAGGAGGAGCAGAGCUUCCUGCUCAGGUUCAAGGACACAAGGAGGCUCAGUGUCCUCCAGUCUCGCUGCCGUCAUUACGUACAGGAACGACCCAGGGGGCCACUGAGUGAAAGAGUUGCUCCUGCCCUGAGAACCACUUCUGGAGUCGAUUCCUCUUGGAAAAAAACUGGGAAGAACAGAAAACUGAAGUCCAAACGGGCCAAGCCUCAGGACUCCUCUGAGAGCACUGGGUCUGGGGGGCCCGUGCCUCACCGGCCCCUGCUGAUGGGCCUGAACACCACCGCCUGGUCACCCUCGGACACGUCCCAGUCCAGCUGCCCCGCAGUGCCCUUCCCCACCCCCGUGCCCACGUACUCCCUGCCAGUGCUCCCAGCCCCAGGCAUCAUGCCAGUACCAGGAGCCGUGGCGGCAGCACCGAUGGAGCCCCACGCCAGCUUCCCGGUGCCCGCUGUGCCCAUGGACAUCCAGCCUGAGUUUGCUGUCCAGCCCCCGCCAUUCACUGCCCCCCUUGCCCCGGUCAUGGCCUUGGUGUUACCUACCUAUCCCUUCCCCCCAGUGACCCCAAACCUGCCCCCAGCCUUCUAUCCUGGCCAAAUGAUCCCUGCCUCGCAGCCCGAGUUCCCUGGUCGGACCUCACCCCCCAAACAGCCGUGCGCUUGUCCUCGGGCAGAGCGUGGGCCACCAGUGUCACAUGUGGCCACCCCAGCUACUCCACUGUCGGCCACCGGGCUGUCAGGCCGGGCCUCCCCGCCACUUUUCCAGUCCCGUGGCAGCUCACCCCUGCAGCUCAACCUGCUCCAGCUGGAGGAGGCCCCUGAGGGCAGCACCACGGCCGCAGGGACAGUGGGGACAGCAGGCACGGGGCCGGACUGUAAGCCUGGCACGUCCUGGGACUGGCCAUCGAAGGCACUGCUGAGCACAAGGACUCCUGGCUGCUCUUUCUCUACCGCAGGUGGCCCUGCAACACCCAUGCAGGAUGAGCCCCCAAACGCCCAGAACAGCGACGCCCUGUCCACGUCCAGCGACCUGCUCGAUCUCUUACUGCGCGAGGAUCUCUGCUCAGCCGCAGGGUCGACCAUGUCGGGGAGCAGGGCCUCAGCCACCUCCGACUCCCUGGGCUCCAGCUCACUGGGUUUCGAUGCAUCCAGAAGUGGGACAGGCAGUAGCCACACCAGCAAGUAUUUCGGAAGCAUCGACUCCUCGGAGAAUAAUCACAAGUCGAGGGCGGACGUGGGAGAGAGCGAGCACUUCAUCAAGUAUGUCCUCCAGGACCCCGUGUGGCUGCUGGUGGCCGACGCUGACGACAGUGUCAUGAUGACCUACCAGAUGCCUGCCCGGAGCGUAGAUGCCGUCCUGAAGGCGGACAGGGAGAAGCUGAAGCAGCUGCGGAAGCUGCAGCCCCGCUUCACCACGCAGCAGACGCAGGAGCUGCAGGAGGUGCACCCGUGGGUGCGGGCGGGCGGCCUGCCUGCAGCCAUCGACGUGGCGGAGUGCGUGUACUGUGACGACGAGGGAAAGGGCACCUUCUGUGAACCGUACGAGGAAGACGGUGCCCCUCUGGGACUCGCAGCCACAGACACCACAGGAAAGGAGAACGGACCCCCCCUGAGCCACAGAGACGACAGGCAGACGUAACUGCCCCCCGCCGGCGGCGGCGACCUGUGUUAGAUGGCGAAGGAAGGGGACAGCUUCACAUUUGUUUCCAAGGAAAUGGCCAGAUAAACUUUUGUUGUUUAGAAAAAAACAAAGUUUUCUGAAGGGGUGGCUGAAAACUUUGGAGGGUGGGAAGGGUUUGGGAAGAAAUACAUUUUUACAUUUAAAUUAUAAAUAUGGACUUUUGAGGUCGGAGAAGAGAUUUUGCUGUGAUAUAACUUGAGAAAGACUGAAUCCCCUGUGUGGGUGUCGGGGGGUCGCCUGUGCGCUCCCGGAAGUCCUUGGACGCACUGGGCCCCGCAGGGUGUCGGAGGCUCACACCAGGCUGUGCCACGCGCAACGCAGGCGAGCUGAGGGCACCAGCCUCGAGCCCCCAGCGUGUGCCUGUGCAGAUCAAAUCUGCCCUCUUUGGGGGCUGCUUUUAUCUCAGUUAUCAUCUAGUCAGACUAGAUGUUUUUAAAACAUACCACGUGGAAAUGACUGCCUCCCGAUUUUCUUUGAAAACAUGUCGUGUUAACUGAUGUGAAGCAAACCGGCAGCUUCAGUUCAGGCAGGUGUUUCUAUCUGAUGUCGCUGCCUUCGGGUGAACAAAGUUGAAAUGCCCGCUCGGGACUGCGGCCUAGUUCGUGUGACCAAGCCCCUAAGACCAACGCCACCCAGGCCCCCUGUGUGCUUCUCCACCCUCGGCUCCUCUCCCGACCAGGCCCGCAUGUGCGCACAGGCCCGUUGUGGUCACUCUUCAGGUGGCUCCCCUCUGCAAGCCAGGCUCUGGUCAGUGCAUUUGGGGCCCGUCCGUGCCCUUCAGUUGACGUGUCCCAGACAUAAGCCCUGGUCCUCGCGGGGACGGUAGCUGUGUUGUCGGGGUGCUGAGAGCUCACGCCUCCCACCACACCUGGGCAGGGACUGGGCUCGGUCUUUUCAUGAGCCUCCCUCACUAGGUGCAGCUCCCAGUCUCUGCAGUGACUUCCCCCAGUGUCUCUGGCACUUUUGGGUCAUUGGACACUUGGGGAAGAGUCUGCCCAGCUUUUUGCAAAACCUCACAUUGUGUCAUGUAUCCCAAAGAUUGUUCAGAAAAAAAGCCCAGGAGUGAAUGAGAAGUUCCCACUGGUGAAGCAGUUGACUCAGAAUUGCAUCGAGUCUGUAGAAAUUAAAAGGAAGCAGGUUUCCCCUGUUCUCUGAUGGAGAAGUGGCCCCCAGAACAGCGAAGCCACUUUAAUCCAGUGGGUUUCAUAGUAAAACCACCCUUUUCCAGGAUAUUAAUCGCACUUUUUAUGAACUCAAACACAAAACACUUUAACUUUUUUUUUAAUUUAUGAAGUAAUAUCACCCUCAGGGACCCAUUGAGGGUGUAGUCUGUGCCUCUGUGUGGGAAUUAGAUGCUAAGACUGCUUCCUGCCUCUGAAGCCAGGUCAUUAAGGGGUUGAUUACGUGUCACCUGAACACAAACUGCCAAAACGUCCUCUACUGUUACGAGUGUUUCCAUCAGCAUCACUUCAUUAUCUAAUGCACACCUGCUGAUGGUUGACUGCGGGGCUUCACGUGCUGAGAACUGACAGCAGGAGCAUUUGUGAAAUUGUUUACACGGUGCCGUGCACCCGGUCAUGUGUCCUUAGUGUGUGUGCUGACCCAGGUGUUAUGAAAACCUUUCCUUGAUUUUAAACUGAGCCUUCUUUUUAAAAUACUCCUGCAAAGACAUGUACAUAAGUGCCCAGGUCUGUGUGAUGACUCGUUAGCCUUGCCGGACAAGUGAUGGGCUGGUGCGAAGAACAAGCUCUCCCCCAGUGCAAUAUGUUGUUCGAUUGCUUGUGUCUUUUUAUGACUUUUUUGCCUUUUAGAAAAUGGGUAAAUAAAGCAGGUAUAUUUUUA